Messenger RNA from Schistosoma haematobium, 1319 nucleotides. RefSeq lists its product as uncharacterized. Lineage: Eukaryota; Metazoa; Platyhelminthes; Trematoda; Strigeidida; Schistosomatidae. The record is from RefSeq and is a predicted model, not a curated record. The coding region runs from base 499 to 831 and encodes 110 amino acids. The transcript has 2 exons.
GUUCUUUUAUGAUCUUAGAGAUCAAGAAUGAAGAUUGGUGCAAAAUAUUAUGAAUUCAUUUUAUUUCGUUAGGUUCUCAUCAGCUGCUAAUCUACCUGUGAUCUGAUGUAGAAGGUAGACUUCGUUUAUUAUGUAAACGAAAAAUUUCAAUCAAACAAUACAAACUGAUCUGCAUCAGUAGGCCUCAGCAUACACAAAGGGAAAACCAAGGUCCUCAAAUUCAACACGGAGAACAGCAAUCCAACCACUCUUGAUGGCGAAACUCUGGAAGAUGUAGAAUCUUUCACAUACCUGGGAAGCAUAAUCCAUGAACAAGGAGGUUCAGAUGCAGACGUAAAGGCGAGGAUUGGCAAAGCAAGGACAGCAUUCCUACAGUUGAAGAACAUAUGGAACUGAAAACAACUUUCAACCAAUAUCAAAGUGAGAAUCUUCAAUACGAAUGUCAAGGCAGUUCUACUGUACGGAGCUGAAUCUUGGAGAACUACAACAACCAUCAUCAUGAAGGCGCAAGUAUUUGUAAAUAACUGUUUACGCAAGAUACUCAACAUCCAUUGGCCGGAUACCAUCAGCAACAGCCUUUUGUGGGAGAGAACAAACCAGCUUCCAGCUGAAGAGGAAAUUAGGAAAGGACGAUGGAAAUGGAUGGGAUAUACACUACGCAAAUCGUCAAACUGUAUCACGAGACAAGCCCUAACUUGGAAUCCUGAAGGAAGGCGGAAAAGAGGAAGGCCAAAGAACACAUUACGUCGGGAAAUAAAAGAAGAUAUAGAAAGGAUGAAUAACAACUGGAAGGAGCUGGAGAGGAUUGCCCAGGACAGGGUUGGAUGGUGAAUGCUGGUGAGCGGCCUAUGUUUCUUCACGAGGAGUAAUAGGCGUAAGUAAGAUGCACCAAAUAUAUAUGCAUUACACAUCAUCAUUCGAUUUAUGUGAGGGCUGGAAUACUGCCCAGGAGCCCAAACCGAUGCAGGUAUCUUAUUCUUCAUUGAACUACAAGAACAGAAAAAGAUAGUAUCUAUCAUAUCCCCACAAAAUGUUCGUUAAUGCAAGCAAAACUUUAUCAGCGAUUAAUAUUUGGGGAAAACCGAUAGAUCUACACCAUUUAUGAUGUAUCCAUAACCCGGAAUGUUCAUAAUACUGUUGAUCAUCAGAAUCCUUUCUUUUCCUAAAACAACUAGCAAGCAGCUACUGUCAGUCUAUAUAGCUAAAUGAAGGACAGAUAAAAGUCGGUACCUUUUGAUAUAUUUUUUCUAAUUGAAUAAGUAAUUCAAACCUUUAUAUAAUGAACGUAUCUUUUCUUACAAACUUCUGAAACAUUUCAA